Messenger RNA from Sphaerodactylus townsendi, 2106 nucleotides. It is a transcript of the gene HEATR4, whose product is annotated as HEAT repeat containing 4. The record is from RefSeq and is a predicted model, not a curated record. The transcript has 9 exons. NCBI's taxonomy places the organism in Eukaryota, Metazoa, Chordata, Lepidosauria, Squamata, Sphaerodactylidae. Gene Ontology annotation, molecular function: oxidoreductase activity. The coding region runs from base 1 to 2106 and encodes 701 amino acids.
AUGUACCAAAAAGAAACAUAUCAUUCCAUGAGGCACUAUGCACAAUACCAGAAAGGAUGCCUCAAAAGAAUAGCCAAGGACUUUCAGUUUUCCAAAGAGGUGAUAAAGCACAGAGGGCCAGCAACUCUAUCUUACAAAGAAUGUGAUCAGAAGCACAUAUAUGAUUAUUCUGACAUAAUUCACAAAGAAAUCACUACUAAGAAGCCAAGACAGACAAGUAAGCUCAAACCUUUGAAGGAACUGCCUCCCUUGGUUCAAACAGACAUUAUGACUCCCAAGCAUACUACUGACAACAUUCCUUUCUGCUUGGAAGACUAUAUCUGGAAGGCCAAGGAGGAAAGCACCCUUGCAGCGCCAUCUCUGCUGGUACCCAUCCCUCCUGUUUCUCUUCCUCCUUGUGAUUCUCCUUCACAGACGUUCCUGACGGAACCUUAUGACAUGUUGGGAGCGCAAAGGAUGGCUAAAGGAGGGUCAAAAAGAGCACCCCAGGGCGUCACGCUCCAAAAGCCAGAGGAUGAGGACUUGGGAUGGGAAAAAAGUCUACUGAGAAAGCUGAACAAGGCUACAGCUCAAUGGAUUGUGAACAGUCAGUCUGGCUGGGGAGGAUGGGUUCAGGGUGAGCCAAAAGGUUUCAAAAAACAAAAAUAUGACUGGGACAGAAUAAGAUAUGUGCUUCCUUCUGAAAAUGAUGUGAAGUUAUUGGAUGAAAUCAAGAAAGAUGAAGAUGGAGUGGUUGUUCAAAGGUCUGAAGAAAUGAUACCAGAGACACCUCUCCCUGUCUACUAUAGGAUAACAUCUUCCCACUCAAGUGUGGAAGAUGACCCAAUUGGGGACAACCGUACGAGUGAAAUACCACCGCUCAGUUCCAAACUGCUGACUCCUAUUAAGCAUAGGAAGAGGCUGAAUUCCCGAGUUGGAAAAUACGCCUAUGCCACCCAGAAUGUUUUUGAACAAGAGCUUUAUUUUGGGAUGGCUAAUAUUGUCCAUCAAGAGAUGAAAAAGGGUCACAUUGUUAUGGAUAAUCGUGAUGAAUUCUGUAAACACCUCCAACCACAGUACCCAAGACCACCAGAGCUUUGGAGUUUCAGGCCACCCAAAAAGUCAACUUAUAGGGUGCAGAAGGGAGCCAAUCACUGGACUGCAUUACCCACAAUCAUUGAAAACUUUUCCCAGCUAGGCCAAGAAGAAUCCCUUGUAGUGCUUGCAAGAAAAAAAACAUCGCUUAAAAAGUAUGAAAGAAAUUUGUCUCAAGAUUUAUGUAUCUGUAGAACUAUGUUGGAACAGUGGAAGGCUGAUUGGAAGUUGGAUCCUCAGUGGCUGUCAGCAACUGUAGAAGGAUUAAUGAGAGACCUCCUAGAUGUGCACGUUCAGAAUCGGAUCAAUGCCAUAAUUACCUGUGCAUCUGCUGUGAUUGAGCGGCCCCAGAAAACCAAACGAAGAAGUUCAGAGCCAGUUAUAGGAAUAGAAGCAAAGACAUCAGAAAUCCCAGAUAUCCCAGUGGAAAUACAGCCUUUGCUUAAAAAUACUCUGUUUGAUGAGGAUGCUCACGUGAGAAUGGCUGCUGCAGUAUGCCACUAUAUCAUAGGGGAGAGGACUCAGCAAGCACGGAUCAUUAUGAAGAAUGCUUUGAUACAUGGAAAUUCUGCAGACAGUUGGGCAGCAGCCCAGUGCCUGGCACUGGAGGGCAUUGCCACUUUCUCAGUUGUGAAAAGGAUCCUGUCUCAAAUUUUUGAUAAAAAGGAUGAUGCCACAGAAGACCAGGCUUGUCUUCUGUUAGCUCAGCUCAGCAGACAAACAGCUGUGGAAUGUUCACGUUCAAAGAGACGAGAAAAAACCGAUAGCCUUUGGGAUGAACACCUGAAGUUGUCCAUGAGCCCCCAUCCCUUCACUCCCACGUUUGUCACCGAUGUCUCGGAACCCCUGAAGGAUCCGUAUUAUAUCCCUGACAUAUUUUUUAAACACCUUCAUGAGCCUGAUGGUGAACACGAAGACAGAGUGGAGAAAGAUGUUGGCUUGUGGGGAGUUGGGGUCUAUGUGUGUAGUGCUCACAAUGCGCAGGGUGCAACGCGGAAUACAGGACGACCAGUCUUUGUUUCCAGGAGCUAG